This is a messenger RNA of Benincasa hispida (wax gourd), 591 nucleotides long. The record is from RefSeq and is a predicted model, not a curated record. NCBI's taxonomy places the organism in Eukaryota, Viridiplantae, Streptophyta, Magnoliopsida, Cucurbitales, Cucurbitaceae.
AUGAAGCCUUGUCCAACCCUUGCAGUACCUGGCACCUCCCUGUCCUUGAGCAUUGGAACACCCCUCCAUGACCCAUUUCUAUAUCGUAGCACGGUUGGUGCUCUCCAAUACCACACUAAUACAAGAUCGGACAUUGCCUUUAUUGUUAAUAAGCUUAGCUAUAUCCUCAAAGCUUCUACUAAUAUUCACUGGUCAAUUGUCGAACGUGAGCUUAGAUAUCUUGCAGGGACUCUCCACUUUGGCCUAACCACCAACUGUGAUACUUACCUUAAUUUAACAGCCUAUUCUGAAGCAGAUUGGGCCUCAAGUAUUGAUGAUAAAAAAUCUACAGCUGCUUAUUGCCUCUAUCUUCAAUCGACUCUCAUUUCUUGGUCAUUUAAGAAACAAAUGACAGUGGCUCGCUCCAGUACUGAGUCCGAGUAUCGAGCUAUUACUCAUGCUGCAACCAAGAUCAUUUGGGUGAAAAAUCUGUUAACUGAGAUUGGAUUCUCUCCAAAGGGUAUACUUGUUCUUUGGUGUGACAACAUGGGUGCAGGUGCCUCAGUUGCCAACCCUAUCUUAUGCAAUGAAUUUUCUUAUUUGUUUUUUUAA